Bemisia tabaci is the source of this 332-nucleotide messenger RNA. Lineage: Eukaryota; Metazoa; Arthropoda; Insecta; Hemiptera; Aleyrodidae. The record is from RefSeq and is a predicted model, not a curated record.
UGAAAGAACUGACAGAACUACACCAUGAAAAUGUUGUGGCUUUAUUGGAUUGCAAGGAGUCUUCAAUGCAUGUCUUUCUGGUCAUGGAGUUUUGCAAUGGAGGAGAUCUCGCAGAUUAUUUAACAGAAAAAGGAACUUUAAGUGAAGAUACCAUCAGACUCUUUCUUACGCAACUAGCCGGGGCUAUGAAGGCUCUCCAUGCAAAAGGUGUUGUCCAUCGAGACCUGAAACCUCAAAAUAUUUUGCUUAGUCACGCUGGAACAAAACCUUACCCGCAGCCUCAACACAUUCGCCUAAAAAUAGGUACUAGCUUUUCUCUAAUUUGCACUUGA